This is a messenger RNA of Acanthisitta chloris (rifleman), 669 nucleotides long. RefSeq names its product sulfotransferase family cytosolic 2B member 1-like. Gene Ontology annotation, molecular function: sulfotransferase activity. The record is from RefSeq and is a predicted model, not a curated record. Gene Ontology annotation, cellular component: cytoplasm. The annotation marks the transcript as partial. Gene Ontology annotation, biological process: sulfation. NCBI's taxonomy places the organism in Eukaryota, Metazoa, Chordata, Aves, Passeriformes, Acanthisittidae. The transcript is spliced from 5 exons.
GCCAAGACCAUUCCCAACUGGGAGAGGGCGCCCUGGCUGGAGCAGAUCUACUGCCGGGAGGCUCUGCGGGACACGGACACCCCCCGGCUCCUCACCACCCACAUGCCUGCACGUGUCCUGGCCCCUGCCCUGCAGCGCAGCAAGGCCAAGGUGAUCUAUGUGGCCAGGAACCCCAAGGACGUUGCUGUCUCCUUCUACCACUUCCACAACCUGGCCAAGUUCCUGCCAGACCCUGGCUCCUUUGAUACCUUCCUCACGCGGUUCCUUGAGGGCACAGUGCACUAUGGCUCCUGGUUUGACCACAUCAAGGGCUGGCUGGGCCAGCGGCACCUCCUGAACAUCCUCUACAUCACCUAUGAGGAGCUGCACCAGGACCUGCGUGGCUCAGCACAGCGCCUCAGCACCUUCCUGGGGUGCCCCUUGGCACCAGAAACACUUGCAGCUCUGGAGCAACACUGCAGCUUUGCUGCAAUGAGGGACAACGUCAUGGCCAACUACUCCCUCAUUCCCCCCGAGAUCAUGGACCACAGCCAGGGUCGCUUCAUGCGUAAAGGUGUGGUAGGUGACUGGCGUGACCACUUCUCCCCCCAGCAAAACGCCCUCUUCAACCAGAUCUAUCAGGAGGAGAUGGAGGACACAGAGCUGCCCACACAGUGGCCCAUGGACUGA